AUGAAAGUAGAAGAAAUCUGUCCAGCCAAAUUCAUAGAUGCCCUAUCAAAGGCUCUGAAGGAAGAGAAGAAAAUAGAGAAGCCAGUUGAGGCCGAUCACAUCAAAACCGGGCACGGAAGAGAGCAGGCGCCAAUCCAGGAGGACUGGUACCAAAUCAGAGCAGCCUCUCUGCUCAGAAAGCUUUACAUGGAGGAGCUGACAAACCCCGAGAAGAGCAAGUACGGCUUUGGAGUUAUGUGGUUUGCACGCGUCUACGGAGGGUCAAAGAACAACGGACACAAGCCAUCACACACCGUGUCAGGGUCCAAGAGUCUGGUAAGAAGACUACUCCAAUCUCUUGAAAAUGUUAAACUUGUUUCUAAGGUGAGCAUGGGAGGAAGAAAACUGACCCAAACCGGGCACUCGUACCUCAAGAGCAUUGCAGAAAAAGUAGCAACAGCAUAA
Messenger RNA from Nematocida major, 444 nucleotides. Its product is annotated as small subunit ribosomal protein S19e. The record is from RefSeq and is a predicted model, not a curated record. Gene Ontology annotation, cellular component: cytosolic small ribosomal subunit; ribosome. The transcript has a single exon. Gene Ontology annotation, molecular function: RNA binding; structural constituent of ribosome. Gene Ontology annotation, biological process: translation; ribosomal small subunit assembly. Lineage: Eukaryota; Fungi; Microsporidia. The coding region runs from base 1 to 444 and encodes 147 amino acids.